Molecule: messenger RNA, 3960 nt
Organism: Adineta steineri
Lineage: Eukaryota; Metazoa; Rotifera; Eurotatoria; Adinetida; Adinetidae
Source: the annotation of a GenBank genome assembly
AUGGGAUCAAAAGAAUCAUGGGAAGAUUUGGUUUCCCGUAUUACAACAGCUGAGAAAAUCGUCUGUCGUACCUGUAAUAAUAAACAAGUACAGACUCAUCAAGAUGAUGCAAACAAGAAAUGUUAUUGUGGUCGCUUAGUUCAACGCCAUAGUUUUGAUCAUCCCUACUUAUCACUAGAUGCAAACAAUGGCAAUGCUACGACACCAAAUACAAACAAUAACAAUGCUGAGACACCAAAUUCUCCAAAGAAAUCUAAAAACGAACAUUAUACUACUGCUCGUGUGACUGUAUACGGAGUAUUAAAAUCCACUGAGGGUGUUGGUUGUAAAUACAUUCGAAUUCAUCAACACUCAUGUAUGGGGUCUAUCUAUAAAUUGCUUUUUAAUGAUUGUGGAGGUACAAAACCAACUCUCAUUUUAAGUGUUUAUGGUGGUGCUAAAUAUUUCACUAUGACUGAAAAACUAGAAAAAGAAAUUAUACGUGGUAUAAUUGAUGCUGCAGCAACGUCUAAUGCUUGGAUUCUAACUACUGGUAUUAAUAAUGGUGUUUCAAAAUUAGUUGGUGAAGGAAUAUCUCAUUAUCGUUUAUUGAAAGCUAAUCCAAAUAAAAUUAUUUGUGUCGGGCUAACAAAAUGGGGAACAAUCAAUGAAAGUACACGUUUUGAAUUAAAAUAUACAACUAAAGGUUAUCCAUCAGAGUUACGCCGUCGACAAAUCCCUGAUAAUGAUGCCGAUACCGACGAAACCAUCGAAAGAAAUCAUACACAUUGUAUUCUGUUUGACGAUGGUAAACUAAGUGGUUAUCUAAGUGAUGAACAACGACGUGAUUUAGUUAAAGAAGCAUGUGAAGAUGAUGAACAUAAAUGUUAUGGUGUAACAAUUAUCGUCGAAGGUGGUAGGAAUACUAUUGAAAUUCUUAAAAAUGACAUACGAAAAAAACGGCCCAUUGUAUUUAUUGAAGAUAGUGGCCGUUUAGCAGAUGUAUUUGCUUCAUUAAUCAAUCAAACAGCUGAUGCAAAGAAUGAUCAACAAUUUACUCCAUCAAAUGAAGUUGUGAGAAAAGCUCUGGUUGAAUUCUUUCCUAGUCUCGAUAACGAUGAAAUCAGUGAAAUAACAGAAAGAAUACAAAAGAUAUUGGUUAAAAAGAAUCGUCAUUUACUAUAUGUUUUCCGUAUGGACCGUGAUAAAAGUGUAGCAGAAACAAUAUUUAAAGCUAUUUUUACUAUAAAAAAUAAGAAAAAUGAAAUCAAUGAUAGUAGUGAACAAAAAGAUGAAGAACAAAAUGAAAGCAAUGAUAGUAGUGGACAAGAAGAUGAAGAGCAAAAUCAAGAUAAGCAGUAUGCAGAGGAUGAAGAUAUAUUAUUAGAUCUGGCAUCUCAAUGGAACUAUUUUGAUGGUGCUUUAUCAAUAUUAAAAAAACGACAAAAAAUUAAGAGUAAUAAUAAAGAAAUUAAAGGAAUUAAAGAGAAAUAUAUGACAUGUUACAAAAAGUUAUUUCGAGAUUCAUUGAUAGAAAAUCAUCCAGUUUUUGUUGAAUAUUUCCUUGCUGCUGGUUUUGAUCCACUUAAACUCCUUGGUAUUCAGCGUGUUGAACAUUUUCCUGCUGCUGGUGUUGGUCCAAUUGAACUCUUUGGUAUUCGACAUGUUGAACAUUUUCUUGCCGCUGCUUUUGAUCCAUUGAAACGCAUUUGUACUAAAAAUGUUGAAGAACAACGCCAUGAAAAGCUAUUAAAAUUAUAUCAAGAUACUUUCGCGGAAAUAAAUAAGAGCAAUGGUAGCUAUAUAAAAGAAUUAUUUGGUGAACCAAUCAGGGAAACAAUAGAGACACUUGAUAUAAAGUUAAAUAGAUUUAUUGGUUCUUUUAUUGAAGCAAUUUAUUCAAAAGAAUAUAAUACAUAUACAAAACGUAUUUGUAUUGAUCUGACAAAUUAUGUAUGUAGUUGCUGCAAUAGUGCAAUAAACGAUAAUGCUUCAAAGAACAGCCAAGUUUUUCCAAAAUAUAAUAAAGAUACUCAAUCUCAAGAUCAACAAAAUAAUAAGAAAGAUUUACGUAAAAAAAAUGACAUAGAAGAUUCAGGUGAAAAUAAUAAUACGGAGAAUUUACUUGAAAAAAAUAAAUUAUUACGUGAUUUAUUUUUAUGGUCAGUAUUCAUGGAUAUGCCUGAAAUGGCGAAAAUACUUCUCAUUCAUCAACAAUCUCGUAUAUGUGCUGCUUUGAUAGCUUCAGCUAUAUUUAAACAAUAUUCAAAAAAGUCGUUAACUGUUGAUCUCAAAGAAAAAUUUCAAAUUCAAGCAGAUGACUUUGGAAAAUAUGCAGCCGACUUUAUCAAUGACUGUUACAAAUAUAAUGAACGAUCAGCAUGUGAAUUACUUCUACGACAAGUACCACUUUUUGGUAAUAUCACAUGUAUGCAGAUUGCCAUUUCAAGCGAAAAUAUUCAACUAGUCGGAACAGCUUGUUUUGAUCAAACACUGACUCAAGUAUGGUACAAUCAAUUAUCUAUGACAAAUAAUCAAACAUUAACAAGACCGGCACAGUUUCUAUCCAUAAUAACUUUUGGACUUUUAGCACCAUGUAUCAUUUCAUAUCGAGAAAAUGAAUCUAAUACACAAGAGAUAUCAUUAUCAUCAAAAGGUAUCAACUAUUAUGCUGAUAAAGAACCAACUAAAAAUGCAUUCAAAAAAUAUUGGACUCGCUUUCGCUAUUUUCACGGAAGCCCAUUUAUCAGAAUGUGUUAUCAUUUUAUAAGUUAUAUUUGGUUUUUACUUGUAUUUAGUUAUAUGAUGCUUUAUCAUCUCAAUAGUCCAGAUACAUUGGGAAUUCCACAUUGGACUGAAAUCUAUGUUAUUAUUACAGUAUCAACUAUGUUUUGUGAAGAGAUUCGAAAGCUUACUCAUGAAUAUAAAUAUCGAAUGGUUGAACGAUGGGGUUCAACCGGAUCAACUAUAUUAACAAUUUCAACAAAUAUAUUUUAUAUUGCACCAUAUUUAUUAUUUUAUCUUGGUCUAAUAUUUCGAUAUAGUGGUUAUGAUGAUAAAAUCUUUACUACUGGAAGAAUUAUAUGGGCAUUUGAUCUUGAACUAUGGUAUCUUAGCUCAUUGAAAUUUGUUGUAGCAUUAAAACAUGUAGGACCCAGAUUAUUUAUGCUUAAAAAUAUGCUUCGUGAUCUAGCUGCUUUUUUCUAUAUAAUUUUCAUUGCAAUAGCUGCAUAUGGUGUUGUAUCUCGUGCAUUAAUUUUUUAUCGACAGAUUCCAUUUACUGGUAGUGAUAUAUUGAGAGAAAUCUUUUAUGAACCAUACUGGUUUAUAUAUGGAGAUGUAUCUGAUAAAGAUUUACUUGAUCAGAUAAUUAGUGAUGGAACACAAUCACUUAUUGCUGAAGCAACUGCUACACAUGUUUUAUUAGCAUUUCAUAUGUUAUUCAUUAAUAUUCUUAUAUUGAAUUUAUUAAUUGCUGUUUUUACUGAUACAAUUGAUAAAGUAAAAGAAAACACAGAAUUUUAUUGGCGUUAUCAACGUUAUUCAUUUAUUCGUGAGUAUUUUGAACAACCGCCAUGCGCUUAUGCACCAUUAAUCAUAGUUUCACAUAUUAUACUACUUAUUCGUUAUAUUUAUUCAAAAUUAUGUUGUAAACGAACUGAAGUUAAAUAUUAUACAGAGUCAAUAACAUUAUUACGUAAUUUUAAAAUGAUCGCAGAACCUAAUACUUUAACAAGCGAUCGCUGGGAUGCAUUUGAAAGUGCUGCGACUCACAAUUGUGCUAAAUCAAAAGUAGAAAAGAUUGAUAAACAAAUGCAAGAUCUUUCACAAAAGGUAACUCAAUCAUUACAAUGGAUCAUGGAUGCAAUAGCACGAGUAAAAAUGAAUGAUCGUAAUAAAGAACCACCCUUAUUGACAUCAACAUCUGUUGGUGACAGUAAUGUCCCAAAAUCAACUCAGCCAACAGAAAAUUCUAAUUAA